This is a messenger RNA of Alternaria rosae, 1142 nucleotides long. RefSeq lists its product as uncharacterized. The coding region runs from base 302 to 922 and encodes 206 amino acids. Lineage: Eukaryota; Fungi; Ascomycota; Dothideomycetes; Pleosporales; Pleosporaceae. The transcript has a single exon. The record is from RefSeq and is a predicted model, not a curated record.
UCGCGGUUGACCCAUUUGGGGUUCUUGGGGUUGAAAGUCAUGAACUUGUUCCACACAACGUGGGCCACCGGGGCCAUACCCAUGGGGGCACCCGGGUGGCCGGAGUUUGCCUGGAAUGUGGCAUCGACCUGUGCGAAAACACCGAAAGUCAGCCAUUGGAUCUCUCUCAAACGACCCUGAACAGCCUCCAACAAGCUGCUGCCACUUUUGUUGGGAGCAGGACUGCUAGCGGGGUAGCUAUUGAUAAUGGUGGGGCGGGCUCCAAAACAACAAGAGGAUGUAACGUACCGCUAGGGUGCGGAUGGUGUUGAUAGCGAGCUCAUCGGUCUUUCCGUACGGCAUGAUGGGCAGAUCUGUCGAUGGGGAAAAGAUUGAGAGAAGAGAAGAUGUCGCAGACGUGCUGGUGUUUAGGUUUUGUAGUUAUAGUGGGGUGGCUAGCCGUCAUGCCUGCCUCACUCAUAACGCCAGAGUGGACGUUUUAGUGGGGUCUCUCAAAGCCCGAUUACAUCAACCAGUCGCCGCACUUUCUGCCACAACAUGCCACAUCCCACCUGCUAGCACACCGCGCAUACGAACCUGCUGCUUGUUUUUAGUAAGCCUGCGCCGUGUGCUGACAUGGUUUGCCGUGUCUCGUCUCGCCGGUCAAUGGCGCGCUGCUGCAGCUGCAAGUGACUGUCCAUUACUAACCUCUUGCCCUGGACAGCCUCUGCUCCCUCUGCAUCCGCCAUGCGCCGAGAACGACCGCACUGGCGGGCCACAGUGCCCCGAUAGCGCAGGGAAAGCCUCUGUCAAACUCUUGCUCCAACUUGUUGCGCCAUGCAGAAAACUCACGAUGAGACAGAAUUCUUCCGGGCGGCUAUCGCGACACCCGGGAUCGGCGCCGCGGCCGAAACAGAACUCAGUAGAUGAGGCUCAAUCGUGAGAGCCCCAAUACAGCAUGUCUCGACUAGAGCCGGACAUUUAACCUGUUUAUUCUCCGGUUGCGCUGAGAGACUGCGACGACGUAAGACUAGGCUGCUAGGGCAGUUGGGUAAAUAGCGCGCCCGCUGCUGCUAUAUACCGCUGGCUGGCUAAUCACCAUUUCGACACCAUGGAGUCCCUGUACCAAGGCCGCUCAACCAGGCUGUUUGAUUGACGGGUCA